Molecule: messenger RNA, 1599 nt
Organism: Kuraishia capsulata CBS 1993
Lineage: Eukaryota; Fungi; Ascomycota; Pichiomycetes; Pichiales; Pichiaceae
Exons: 1
Coding region: 1-1599 (532 amino acids)
Source: RefSeq, a predicted model, not a curated record
AUGGAAGACACCCUCGCGACAGUGUCCCCAACCGUCACAGAGGCCGAGCCAUCCGCGGACGUGGCAGUGAACUCAACCUCUGAGAAAAGCCUAGCUGUGAAGACUGAAGAAGAAACGGAAUCUAUUCCGAGAAGUUUGGAUCCUUCUAAGAUGUCGGUACCACCAGCAUUGCCCGUGAGAGCACACGAUGAUGGCCUUGAGCCAGCACAAAAUAGCAUAGCGGACACUACUGCAUCAUCUGUGAGGUCGAUAAGGUCAGACGGACUAGCAUCAGAAGCUAUUCCACCUCAGUUGCCUGCCAGGCAUCCAAGAGGCGAUAUGGAAGAGAUCGAGCUAGAUUCUCCCAAACUUCCACCUCGAAGAACUGAAGCCUCGCCUCUUCUGUCUCCUCCUCCAGAACUACCCUCGAGAAAACAUAGAAAUGAGAGAAUAACAAGUCUUGCCAGCGACUUCCAAUUCACCGGUUUUGCGCAAAAACAGCGGAGUAUUUCCGGACUGUCUACGCCUGUUGAGCCCCAAUGUGAAGAGAUUGAUGCUUCCAAGUAUAAAGCUGAUUCUACACUUUUCGGGUUCGUCGCACAAUUGGAACUAGUUGAUGAGUAUGUGGAACUCUUGAGGGAUACUGAGGAUGCUGCUGACGAUUACACAGUGGACCUUGGUUGGGAGGGAAUACUGGCGGAUUUAGACGAGAGAAGAGGGCUCGAUUCUUUGUAUGAAGAUAUGGCUGGGGGGAAGGCCAAAGGAUUCGAAUGGUGGUUCACUAAGAGUUAUUUGAGUGAGUCGUCGAAUCCAAUCGAUGGUAAAUGGAGCAAUCUAUUGAACUCUUUUGAGUUUGGAACCCCAAACGAUGACAAAGUUCGCCAGUUUCUUCAGUUCUCAUUGAACAAAACCCCAGCUUCGGAACUGGCUUACCGAAUAAUCAGAAGUACUGAGUUCUUGGAUCCUCUGUUCUUAAUUUCCACGUUGGAAUCCGAACCUGGACUCGCAAAAAGUCUAACAUCUGCGCUCGAAGAGGAAUCUCUAUUCGGUAGCGUCUCUCCUCAAUUCCAAACGCAGAUACUUUUGAGAGGAUUUGAUCCAUUGCUGGAGCAAAUAGUGCUCAAGAUUCUAGAAUCACAAAGUUUUGAUAUCGGAAGCUUCAAUGACCUUUUUUCCGGAACGCCUCCAAGCAUAUUCAUCCCCCAUUACGCUAUCUGGAAGGAAUACCACAGUCUAAAACAUGGCCUGAAGUAUCCAGAAAAAUCGAGACAGGUAUCCACGAAACUUGCCAACAAACAAAGACACCUUUUGAGCAAGAAAGAGAAGAGCCAACAGCAGUACAACGAAUUGCUGAAUAACUACCAACAGCUCAACGAGGAGAGGUUUCACAAUGAAAGAUUGAUCGGAAAUCUGUCAAAGGCCAACGAUAAACUGAAGGCAGAACUCGCAACAAGAACGCGGGAACUGAAUUCCAUGCUUUCCAACUUUGACGUUAUCAAAAUUAACAAUGACAAGAACCUUGGGAUCGCCAAGAUCAAUUUUGAUCUCUCGAAGGAAGUGGCCGGACUACAGAAAGACGUUGCUGCAUUGAAGCAGGAAAUUGAAAAGAUCAAGAAGUGA